Portunus trituberculatus (swimming crab) is the source of this 4338-nucleotide messenger RNA. RefSeq lists its product as uncharacterized. The record is from RefSeq and is a predicted model, not a curated record. The transcript is spliced from 9 exons. Gene Ontology annotation, biological process: monoatomic ion transmembrane transport; nervous system process; regulation of membrane potential. NCBI's taxonomy places the organism in Eukaryota, Metazoa, Arthropoda, Malacostraca, Decapoda, Portunidae. Gene Ontology annotation, cellular component: neuron projection; synapse; membrane. Gene Ontology annotation, molecular function: protein binding; extracellular ligand-gated monoatomic ion channel activity; transmembrane signaling receptor activity. The coding region runs from base 669 to 3284 and encodes 871 amino acids.
AAAAGGAAGAAGUGCUUAUACUUUCUAUUUUCUUUCUUUUCUUCUUUCUGGGCAGACCAGUCAAUGCGUCAAAUAGAACGUUGUAAUUAAUGGCGAGAUUUUUACCGUGAAGGUUGUUGUCGGUUCACGCUAGCAAUGCGCCAUACAUCACUGUAAUUAACACUCGUCCCUCUAUACUCAAUCCUUCCUUGUCUCUCACCCCUCGCCAGGCUAUUGGCGGGGCAGCAGGUGAGACGAAUCGUUGAGAGGGGCAUUCGUUCAGGAUUCAAGAUAUGCCGUCGUUUUUCUUGUCUCGCAAUAAAUCUUCCGUGGCACUCUUCUGGUGGCCGCGCCUCGUUACACCCGUAACACAUUAUUGCACCCCAGGAAGCCGCUCCCAUCGCUGAGUAAUGGCUCACAUUACUCUGUGGCCUUGUCUCCGCGGCGCCACGGCACUCGGCGUGGAGUGGACGCUGGUGGCAGGGACAUCGCUGGCACUCUCACAGAACACCCAGCACAGGAGCAGCCAUGACUCUCCUCGCCGCCUCCCUCCCAGUAGUGCUGCUGAUGGUGGCGCCUCUCCUGCAGUGCGACGCCCUUCCUAAUGCAGGCCAGGCGCAGGACGCGGCACACUCACCACCGCCACUCCCGCUGAGGCAAGAACAGCGGCAGCGGGGAGCCAGAAAUUGAUGGAAAUAAGGACCCGGACGGCGGCGGCGAGGGAGCGAGGAUCAGGCGGAGACGAGGGACAGGUGAAGGUGUACACGCUGCAGAGGGGAGUGUGGACAGCGCCAUCUAUUGACAUCUAUCUUGCUUACAACUUCACGGAGCAAGACAGAACCAUAUCCUCCUUCACUGCUUGUUAUUGGAUCAGGGAGGAGCGAUUCAACAACCUGUCUCCUCACCUGUCCUACGCCCUCACUGACGAGAAGUCCAAUUACCUGCUCUUUGGUAACCAGGGGCAGAUCCUUCAAUCCUACCUGUACGGGCGCAUCAUGUCCUACGCUUCUGCGCAGGCGCCACUUUACCUGGAAGCCUGGACGCCCUUCUGCCACGUGGUGACUCCUGAGACCUACACUCUGUACUGCAGGGGGCGGGUGGUGGCAUCAGGCAGUUUGGACAGUCCCGGCAGCCUUCCCCUCAACGGCAGCUUCAUUAUAGGACAGGAACAAGACAGCUUCGCCGGGGGAUUUCACAGGGAGCAGGUCCUGCACGGGGACAUCGCGCAGCUUAACCUGUGGAGCCGCGCGCUGUCCAUCUCUGAAGUGAAGGCCCUGGCAAAGUGUCGCAUGCUGGGCAGCGGCGACCUCCUCAAUUUGGACGAAGACGAGCCAAUGGAGUUCGGAGACACAAACUUCACCUUUAUUGACUUUGAGGAACUGUGCAAGCCAUCCUACCGCUACCAGGUGAUGCCGGAGAUUCGCAAAUUCCAGGAAGCCUUCACGCUGUGCCAGGUCGUCAACUCGUCCCUGGCAGUCCCCGCCUCCCAGUACGAUGACCUGCGCUUCCACCAAGAGCUGCAGCAGUUUGAGGACGUGUGUCAGCCUGGAAGCAUCUACAAAUUCUACAUCGGUAUCACGGACGAGGAUCAGGAGGGCGUGUGGAAAGACGCCAACACUCAGAUAAGUAUAACCUAUAAGAACUUCAAGCCUGGUCAUCCUAGAGGCGGCAGCGUUCUUAACUGCGGCCAGGUGCUCCCUGACGGCCUGUGGAGUGACACCAGCUGCCAGACUGAGCUGUGCGGCACCUGCCACGUGGAGGCCACGGAGUUCCUUUACCUCCGCGGUCUCUGCUUCAAGGUGGACAACAUGAUGAAGUUCCGCCUCGGGGGCUACAUGGGUGGGCGUCCCGUGUUCCGAGGGUUCUACUUCUACGUGAUCCUGUGGGAGGAGAGCGGGCAGCGGUGGGAACUGCGGAACACUGAGACCAACGAGACUAUGGCCUGGCUCGUCCUGCUCGACCUGAAGCAGUACCCUAUCGGCCUGCACGUGUGGACGGCCGCCAUGCUGCUGUGCGGCAAGCCCCAGGGCAGCACCGUGCCCCUCAGCCUGUCUCCCUGCCCGGACGACAGGUUCAUGUGCAAGUCUGGCUUCUGUCUGGACCACGAGUAUCGCUGCAACUUCCGCUUCGACUGUCAAGACGGCAGUGACGAGGACGACUGUGGCGUUGUGGUGAAGGACAGCACAUACCGCUCUCACCUGCCGCCACGGGGCCCGCAGGAUACCACGCUGCUGCUCACGCCCUCCAUAACCCUCACGCGCAUCGCAAACAUCGACGACAUCAGGAUGACGCUCAACCUGGAGUUCUCCGUCAGCCCGACCUGGAGAGACGACAGGCUUGACUUCAAUCACCUGCACUCAGACUUUGACACGCUCAUCCAGGAGGAGGAGACCAAGGGCAUCUGGCUGCCGCGCGUGCUGCUGGUGAACCUGGAGGGCGGCGAGUCCAAAGUGCUGGACCAGACGGUGGUGGUGCGGACAGCCAACCAGCCCGUCCUGCCGCCCGUAGCCUCCGUCAAGAGAGACCUGGUGUACCCAGGGGACGUCAACAACAUCACCAUCAUCCAGCAGUACACGGCAACCUUCACAUGCCUGUUCGACCUGUACGUGUAUCCCUUCGACGUGCAGGAAUGCAGCAUCGACCUGCAGCUGCCGUGGACCUACGAGGGCAUCGUGGAGUUCUCGCGGGAGAGCGGCGACGCGUUGUACACGGGGCAGAGGAACCUGGCGCUGUACACGGUGAAGAAUGUGAAGUUCAGGCCACAGGAGGGUCCUAAUAAGCUGAGUCUCAAGCUGGAGCUGCACCGUCGCCAGGGUGUAGUGCUGCUGUCCACCUUUGUGCCGUCAGUCCUGAUCCUGGCGGUGAGCUGGUCCACGCUUUUCGUCAAGAUGGAGAUUCUCAACGUGCGCGCCAUCAUGUCCCUCACGUCACUGCUCGUCCUGUACACACUCUUCGCUAACUUCUCCAGCACUAUGCCCAACACCGCCGCCAUCAAGCUCAUCGACGUGUGGUUCUUCUUCAUCAUCUUCCUCCUCUUCUGUAACAUCAUGAUGCACAUUUUCGUCACCUACGCCGCUAACCGCAUGGCGCCCAAACCUGCACCAGAGAAGGGCAUGCUCAAAGUGUCUCCCUUCCAGGCGUUCAGCGAGAAACAGGUGGAGUUCUCGAGUCAGAAGGUCAAGUUCUCCGCUCAAAAGGUCAUGAGCACGUACCGCCUCUUCGUGUUGCCGCCUGUCUUCCUCUUCUUCACCAUCUGCUUCUGUCUCGUUGUCUAUCUAGAGCGGCGGAGGAUCGGGAUGGUGUGACGGACGCUAAGACUCACGCCCUUCACAUCCAAACACACUAUUACGAGUCUCCUCACGUUAUUAUUAUCCAUUCCAUCCUCUCUGACUCUCAUCCCUUGUAGUUCUAACGCAAUACUAUCUUUCCAUCUCACUCUCCGUCUUCCCUGCCUUCUUCUACUGCUCUUAAGAUUCCAUUCAUACAAAGCUAAAAAAAAUUCAGCAUCUGUUUACCAUCUUCCGUCUCAUUGUGUAUCUAGAGAGGCGCAGGAUCGGGUAGGUCGUAGUAGUAGUAGUAGUAGUAGUAGUAGUAGUAGUAGUAGUAGUAGUAGUAGUAGUAGUAGUAGUAGUAGUAGUAGUAGUAGUAGUAGUAGUAGUAGUAGUAGUAGUAGUAGUAGUAGUAGUAGUAGUAGUAGUAGUAGUAGUAGUAGCAGCAGUAGUAGUAGUAGUAGUAGUAGAUCACAUGAAAAAAGCAAGGAGGAAAAAUGAUAUGUAGCAAUUGUUACUAAUGACGUUAUUGUAACAGAAGUAGAAGUAGUAGCAGUAUUAGUAGUAGUAACAGAAGUAACAGUAAUAGCCCUACCUGUCUCUAAUUACUCCACUUAACACUGUAUGAGUUUGUCAAGGAGAGGGAAGGAGAGGACAGGUGACUCCCCCUAUGUAAGCCUCCUCCAUCCAGACACAAACACACGAUUGCUUCAGAGGUUUUAAUCGUACAAAACUCAACAAUACAAAACACAAGCACAGGCAUCUUCUGAUCUACGCCAUGCAACUUCAGGUUGAUGAUGAUGAUAGUGGUUGUGGUGGUGGUGGUGGUGACGCGCUUUUUAGCAUUCACUAUUAAAUCAAAUCGUGUUAGUUUAGCGUUCCAAAGAGGAAAAAAAAUGUAAAUAACGGCCAGGAAUAUAUUUCUAAUCGAUAUGGUUUUAUUUCUCUACAACGUAAGGGUGGAAUCGAGAAGUGUUGUUGGCAUCUAUGCUUAGAAAUGAUGUAUUAAGAAAGACUUCAUGUACUUAAGCAUCAACUGUGUGAAUACUGUAAUAAAAAGACUUUCCCACGUCAAUGAAACGCAGAAUAU